CAACAACUAAACCAAAAUGCUGCGUCGUCAAGCCCGUGAGCGUCGAGAUUAUCUCUACCGGAGAGCUUUGCUUCUCCGCGAUGCCUCUAUCGCUGAGAAAAGAGCCCAGCUGAAGGCUUCGCUGGCCUCCGGAAAACCCCUCGACCCGUCCAUCGCCGAUGAUAAAACGCUUCGCGAAGACUUCAAAUACGAUGAGUCGCUGGAAAAGGACGGCGACGAUGUCGACCUGGACGAUGAAUACGCUCUCACCUCGGGAAUCGUCGACCCUCGUCCGAUUGUCACCACGUCUCGAAACCCCUCUGUUCGUCUGGGUGCCUUUGCUAAGGAAAUUCGAUUGCUCCUCCCUACGUCGAUUCGGCUGAACCGCGGUAACACUGUGCUUCCCGACCUGGUGUCGAGCGCAAACGGUGCCGGGAUGUCGGAUAUGAUUUUGCUCCACGAACACCGUGGUACGCCCACCGCCAUGACCAUCUCCCACCUUCCUCACGGCCCCACGGCUAGCUUCUCGCUGCAUAACGUUGUCCUCCGUGCGGAUAUCCCCAACUCGGCGCGCGGCACAGUGUCGGAGAGCUACCCCCACCUGGUUUUCGAGGGGUUCAACACGAAACUUGGCGCGCGCGUGGUCCAGAUCCUGAAGCAUCUGUUCCCCCCGCGCGAAGGUGGAAAGGUCGGCAACCGGGUUGUCAGCUUCGUGAACAAAGAGGACAGUAUUGAGGUGCGACACCACGUUUUCGUCAAGACCGGCUAUCGCGACGUGGAACUGGCCGAGGUCGGCCCGCGGAUGACUAUGCGGCCGUUCGAAAUCCGCGGAGGGUCUCUCGAGAAGAACUCGAGCGGUGAUGUCGAGUGGGCGCUUACGCAGUACACGAGGACGAGCCGCAAGAAGGACUACCUUUAGGCGGUUUAGUGUGCUGGCAACGGGUGUCGUGUUUGGAUUUUUACGAAAGGAAAAGAAAAGUCUGCUUGGCGUACAAGGUGUUUGGAUUGGAGUGGGAUUAUCGAAUCGAGCAUUUGUCGAGAUGGGAAUUUCUGAUAAUUACUGUAUGUAUACCCACAACUGGGGAGAGACGGCGAAUAUACAUUCGAC
Messenger RNA from Aspergillus campestris IBT 28561, 1087 nucleotides. RefSeq names its product snoRNA-binding rRNA-processing protein IMP4. Bases 17 to 898 code for a protein of 293 amino acids. The record is from RefSeq and is a predicted model, not a curated record. Gene Ontology annotation, cellular component: Mpp10 complex; nucleolus; small-subunit processome. NCBI's taxonomy places the organism in Eukaryota, Fungi, Ascomycota, Eurotiomycetes, Eurotiales, Aspergillaceae. The transcript is spliced from 2 exons. Gene Ontology annotation, molecular function: rRNA primary transcript binding; snoRNA binding. Gene Ontology annotation, biological process: rRNA processing.